Molecule: messenger RNA, 416 nt
Organism: Galeopterus variegatus (Sunda flying lemur)
Lineage: Eukaryota; Metazoa; Chordata; Mammalia; Dermoptera; Cynocephalidae
Gene: TEX22
Product: testis expressed 22
Exons: 3
Coding region: 45-416 (123 amino acids)
Source: RefSeq, a predicted model, not a curated record
CCAGAGUCCCAGAGGUGCAGACAAGCAGCCUGCUGGAGGUGGAGAUGGACAGCAGGAAGCUAUCCCGCCUGGGGAAGAAGCCAGAGCCACCACUCUCCCCGGAGCUCAGGCGGGCCUCUCCCUCACUGGGCAGGACGGCAGCCUGGGCUCAGCCCAGUGCCCAGAGCAGUGCUCAGCAGGGACUGCAGACUCAGGACUGGGGUCCCACAGCGACGUGGGUGUCACACGUUGAGGGCGACAUCGUGCAGAUCGUGGCCCAGCUGGUGUCCAAGGACGUGGACAGGGACGUGCUCCUCCCCCACCCGCUGAGGUCCGUGGAGUCCACCAAUGCCUUCCAGGCCUUCCUGGCCCAGAGCACGCUCUUCUGGCAGAACGCAACUUUGAAGGCCUGGGCCUCGAGGUCACGCCCCUCCUAA